GGGCGCAGCUCCAGAGCGGGCGCGGGGAGGGUGCCAAGCGGCCGCCGCCGCCUCCACCAACCAGUCCCGCUGCGCUCCGCCGGGGUCCCAGCGCCCGCGGCCCCGCGUUUCCCUGCAGGGCCCGGCGCGGGCGCCUGUUCGUCCUCCCCGCCCGCGCCGGGAGAGCAAGUUUGCCCGCCUGGCGGGCGGCAGGCACGGGGCCACGGGACCCGGGCUUGGCCAGGAUGCGGGGUAAAUUAGGCUGGGGAGCCGAGGCUUGUGGCCCGGGUCUGCAGUAGGGACCGGAGUGACCCGGCUGACGAGCGGAGCAGAACCGCUCGGGCCGAGCCAGCAGCCGGGGCCGGCCUCCGAGACCCUGCCUGCAGGCGCAGCUCUUGGGCUCCGGACCCGGAGAGGCCUCGGCCAACUAGACUCAACAAAAUGAAGCCAGGAUACUUUUGGCUGCAUCUUGCACUGCUUGGGGCCUCGCUGCCAGCUACGCUGGGAUGGAUGGACCCAGGAACCAGCAGAGGCCUGAACAUGGGUGUGGGGGAGUCGCAGGCAGAGGAAUCCAGAAGCUUUGAAGUCACAAGAAGAGGAGGGCUUUCUGGCCACGAUGGUCUGCCGGCCUCCUGUGGGAAGAAGUUCUGCGGCCGUGGGAGCAGGUGCAUGCCCAGCAGGGAGACGGGGCAACCUGAGUGCCGGUGCCUGGAGGCGUGCAGACCCAGCUACAUGCCCGUGUGCGGCUCCGACGGCAGGUUUUACGAGAACCACUGUGAGCUCCACCGUGCCGCCUGCCUGCUGGAGAAGAAGAUUGUCGUUGUCCACAGCAAAGACUGUUUCCUUAAAGGUGACCCAUGCACCAUGGCCGACUACGCCCGCCUGAAGAACGUCCUUCUAGCACUCCAGACCCACCUGCAGCCACUCCAAGAAGGCGACAGCAGACAAGACCCUGCCUCCCAGAAGCGCCUCCUGGUGGACUCUUUGUUUAAGGACUUGGACGCAGAUGGUGACGGCCACCUCAUCAGCUCUGAACUGGCUCAGCACGUGCUGAAGGAGCAUGACCUGGAGGAGGACGUCCUGGGGUGCUCGCCCGGUGACCUCCUCCAAUUUGAUGACUACAACAGCGACGGCUCCCUGACUCUGCCCGAGUUCCGCACCGCCUUCCAGGUGGUUCAGCUCAGCCUGGCCCCUGAGGAGAGAGUCCGCGUGACCACAGUGACCGUGGGGCUGAGCACGGUGCUGACCUGCGCUGUCCAUGGAUACCUGCGGCCACCCAUCAUCUGGAAGCGCAACGGGCUCUCCCUCAACUUCCUGGACUUGGAAGACAUCAAUGACUUCGGAGAGGACGACUCCCUCUACAUCACCAAGGUGACCACCAUCCACAUGGGCAAUUACACCUGCCAUGCCUCCGGCCAUGAGGAGCUGUUCCAGACCCACGUCCUGCAGGUGAAUGCACCACCAGUCAUCCGCGUCUACCCAGAGACCCAGGCACAGGAGCCUGGGGUGGCGGCCAGUCUGAGAUGCCACGCAGAGGGCAUUCCUAUGCCCAGAAUCACUUGGCUGAAAAACGGCAUGGAUGUCUCAACCCAGAUGUCAAAACAGCUCUCCCUUUUAGCCAAUGGGAGCGAACUCUACAUCAGUAGUGUUCGGUAUGAAGACACAGGGGCGUAUACUUGCAUCGCCAAAAAUGAAGUGGGUGUGGAUGAAGAUAUUUCCUCACUCUUCAUUGAAGACUCGGCUAGAAAGACCCUUGCAAACAUUCUUUGGCGAGAGGAAGGCCUCAGCGUGGGGAACAUGUUCUACAUCUUCUCUGACGAUGGCAUCGUCAUCCUUCAUCCUGUGGACUGUGAGAUCCAGCGGCACCUCAAACCCACGGAGAAGAUCUUCAUGAGCUACGAAGAAAUCUGUCCUCACGGGGAAGGAAAUGUUACCCAGCCAUGCCAGUGGGCAUCGGCCGUGAACGUCAGGCACCGGUACAUCUACGUGGCCCAGCCGACACUGAGCAGAGUCCUCGUGGUUGACGUGCAAGCCCAGAAAGUCCUACAGUCCAUAGGUGUGGACCCUCUGCCAGCUAAGCUGUCCUACGACAAGUCACAUGAUCAAGUGUGGGUGCUGAGCUGGGGCGAUGUGCACAAGUCCCAACCAAGCCUCCAGGUGAUCACAGAAGCCAGCACUGGCCAGGGCCAGCACCUUAUCCACACCCCCUUCAUGGGAGUGGACGAUUUCUUCAUUCCCCCAACCAACCUCAUCAUCAGCCAUGUCAGGUUCGGCUUCAUCUUCAACAAGUCAGACCCUGCAGUUCACAAAGUUGACCUGGAGACGCUGAUGCUCCUCAAGACCAUCGGCCUGCAGAGCCACGGCUGCAUGCCACAGGCCAUGGCCCACACCCACCUGGGCGGCUACUUCUUCAUUCAGUGCCGGCAGGACAGCCCCACUGCCGCCGAGCAGCAGCUGCUCAUAGACAGCGUCACGGACUCCGUGGUGGGCCACAAUGGUGACGUCACCGGCACCCCGCAUGCAUCCCCGGACGGGCGCUUUGUGGUCAGCGCUGCCGCCACCAGCCCCCAGCUGCACGUGCAGGAGAUCACACUGCAGGGGGAGAUCCAGACCCUCUACAACCUGAACAUCAGCCAGGGCAUCUCAGAUGUGGCCUUCCAGCACUCCUUCAGCCAAGGCAACCAGUACUUCGUGUACGCUACUCUGGAGACGGAGCCGGACCUGCUGUUCCUGGAGCUGUCCACGGGGAAGACGGGUGUGCUGAAGAACUUGAAGGAGCCACCCACGGGGCCAGCCCGGCCCUGGGGGGGGGCCCGCAGGAUCGUGAGGGACAGCGGGCUGUUUGGACAGUACCUCCUCACGCCAGCCCAAGAAUCACUGUUUCUCAUCAACGGAAGACAAAACGCACUGCGGUGUGAGGUGUCGGGCAUAAAGCGGGGGAAUACGGUGGUGUGGGUGGGCGAGGUAUGAGGGGCCCAGAGCAGAGCCCUGGGUCACGGAGCACCACCUAGUCGUGACACCACAGCCCCAAGCAGGCGCCCUGUACAUUUUCACAGACAAAAGCAAAAACCUGUAUUCGCUUUGUGGUUCAACACUGGUCUCCUUGCAAGUUUCCUAGUAUACGGUAUGCGCUGCUAACAAGAUUGGGGUUUUUUCAUUAGGAAGUAUGAUUUAUGCUUUGAGCUACAGUGAGAACACACGCUGCCGUGUAAAGGACUCAUGUCUGUGCCCAGCUACACGCCAUGUUCCCUGGGGACGCCGUGGAACCAAGAGCUCCUGCUUUACAGGCUGACACUGCUGUCGGCUGCCUUCACUUCGUCAUUCUCCUGAACUGCCAGAUCCAGCCAGACACCAUCCUGAUGCAGCGGCCUGAAAGGAGGCUUAGAAACACAGUUUGCCAGGAGCAGGGGUUGCCCUCCUGGCACAAGAGCCACACCUGCCCACCUCCUGGACCUUCUUGUCUCCUUUGCAGCUGCUUCUGGUUUUCUUUCAUUUGACUUGUCGUAAGCCUGGGGGAGAGCCAACAAGACUUAUUGCAUCUUAGGGGAUAGGGAAAUCACUCGCUUUAUUUUGGAAAUUUUGAUUAAAAAAUAAUUUUUUAUAAUCUCAACUGCUAGUAAGCAGAAAGACGCUCUCCAAAGUCCAGCUAUAUUCUUCCCUGCCUUAGGCCAAGUCUCUGAGAGUCACCAUCCCACACCCCACAGCCAGAAACAAGAGCGAUGGUCAUCUACACCACUGGUACGCCCCCAAGUGCAGAUCAGGCCACCACAUUGGUAGAGACUCCGUUCUGGGUUGGGACCCCAAGAGACCAGGACAAACCUUGUGUGCCUGCUUUUCACCACUAAUGGGGUACAUUUAUUAGCCAGGCCCGGUACCCUAGGUUCAGGGCACACUGGACUAGCCUGGCAAGGUGUGGCGGCCUACAGAACAGUGACCUCCAGGCGCAACACAGAAACCCCAAGGACAUGAGUGGGGUCCAGGCAGGUCCCCUAGGCCACCCCUUUUCAAAACCUAUGGCCUUUGCACUCAGCUCUGGUGUCCCCAGCCCCCGCAUCAUCACAACACAGCACAGAAAACAUUUCAGUGUUUUCUUACACAUGGGCGUCUCUUCCCCAAAAAACACAGUCUCCAAAAGUCCGAAUCAGAAGGAUGCAGGCUGGCACUGCUGCAUUAUCCCCCAGUGUCUCCAGCUAAGGUGGGCUGUCAGGAAGGCAUCAGCCACGGAUAGCCCACCGAUACUUGGGAAGGCAGCCUGUGUGGGAGGAUCUCAGCAGGGAAGGGGCUCCACUGGGCUCAGAACACCCCUCUCCUUCUCACUCAUGUCAAUGGCCAGAACCCACUUGUACGUCCUCUGCCUUGAAUUACCAUUUUUCAAGCCACCUGGAGCUGGGAGAGGUGUCCCCAUCACAGACACCUCGGCCAGCGUGGUGCCCUUCAGCUGCCUGCACAGCCAUGAUUUUCCUGUGCAGCCGAGGAAUGGCCCCUUUCAGGGAAAGGACGACACAGACCCCACCUCACUCUAAAUACACACAUCUUCUGCCCACUCCUACUUGACUGCCAACCCACCUGCCCUCUCUCUAAACUGCUUGAGGUCAGCCUGUCCAAUUGGGCACCUCCACCCAACACUUGUCCCCUGCAAUUUAAAAGGCAACAUAGAUAAAUAGAGGUUGAAGGAACUGACCUCAAAAGCCUAUAUUCAGUUUCACAAUAGCUGGAAUGGAUGGGUAACAUUUCCCACCCUCCCUUUUUAUUCCUGCCUCUGUCUCUUGGCACAUUUACUUCCAAACUCCCUCUUAUAUCACUGAAAUUCUCCAACUUUCAUGAACCUCUUCCUUUGGAAAAAUCUAAACCUUGUGGCAGCCCCUGACAGACAAGUCUGAGCCCACCUGAGGGAACCCACCAACCGCCAGGCCAGAGGAGCGGCCCUUCUGAGUGGCAGGACUCCUAAGUAGAAGACUGAUGCAAGGCCCCCUGCCACUUGACACCGAGAGUGACUUCCACAGCAUCUGUUCCUUUGCCGCUAUUCCAACCGUUUCUUAGUGUGUCUGGAAAACUUACUGGCCUCUCAUUUUCCUCACUGUGCAGCUACUGGAGAUGGCCAACUUAGGUCUCACUGCCGGCCUUCCAGACAUGAGCGAAUCGGAGCAGGGAAUCACAGGCCUGAAAACUGGGAAAUGGGCAAAUUCACAAAGGCAGUUGGUGACGGUUGUGCAACCAAUUGAACUGCUUGGGUGGGAGGCAGGGGAAAGGCUGCCUGUCCCUUCUUCCCACACUCCAGCCCCAGAAGAGGCUCAUGGAACAUGAUUUGAAAACCAGUAGUGUAGACAGUCGUUACAACAGGUUGGCCUUGAAGCAAACCCAGCCAGCAAUCCUUCUGAUGCACACAAAGGGUCAGCGAGCUACUAAUAUUUCACAUUAAAGAGGUAUUCAUUUUACCAAAAGAAUCACCAAAAAAAACCACUUACAUAAUGAAUUAUUUCAAAAUUACUGAGUUUUGAAAUAAAAUUAAUUUCACAAAAACUCAACAUAGAUUAUUUUUUCUGACUGCCAAACACAAAAGUAAUCUACACCUGUAGGGACAUUAAGGAUUUGAAAAGGAGACCUUCAUUCUCCUCCUGCCCAGGUGAGCGGAAACCCGCACGGAGGUGCAGGGCCCGAAAGCCCACCCAGCCACCCGUGGAGAGACGGUGGGAGGAGGGACUUGUCUGUGUCUGGAUGAAUGCGCAGAUGCUCUGCACAAGUAGGCCUGGGUGUGGACCGCACACAGUCGGCAAAGGCCACUGUCCCGGUCACAGCAACCUGACUCAGCCCUGCCUGGGCCUGGCCCAGGCUUCUCUCCUAAGUCUCCAAGUCAUCUGAGGCUCCUGCUCCUUCCUCCAAGCUCCCAGAAGAGCCGGAAGAGCCCUGUAAAGUCUUGGCUGGGGCCGGCCACCAACACGACGCUUCAGGCGCUUUGACACAGAGAGAUCACCAGAAACAGAGCUCGGUCCCUCCCACCCUGCCCCAGCCAGCUCCCCAGCCACAUCUCCAGCUCACCACCUCUCCACUCUUCUGUACAGAAAAGGGUUCUCAGCUCCAGGCAGGGGCCCUGGAGGACAACUCUCAACUCCAAAUAAAGCAGAGAACUGCUUGCCGCCCGAGGGCAUUGUUAACUGCUGAGUGUUCAUGUAGGAAAGCAGCCUGGAGAUGGCUUUGUGCAGCCACAACUUCUUUUCUGUUGACCAAUAACCUGUGAACUAAAUGAGAUUUCAGAAAUGAGAUGUGAAGCAGAUUCAUUCUGGAUAUAUUUUUCUACAAGGGGCUUAAGAAGUAAUCAAUUCGUUUUUCACAAUGUGUUUCCUUCAAAUACCACGGCUGCUGAACCAUGUUCAUCACCAAAUCUCGCAACGCUCCCUGCCCAAUCCUCCUCUUCGGAAGCAAGCCUCCGGGAGCGUGGACACUGCCCUGCCCUCUGCUCCACCUCCCCCUGCCUACCUCACACUCUCCGCCCUGCACCCACAUCGCAGAAACACUGCCCCACUUGCCAGACAAGUGACUUAGGAUGAAGACAAUGCUGACAUGAAGUCCUCUGCCAGCCCCUCACCCAGGACCCCAGAUCCCACUCCAGGUGCAGUCAGAGCCCAUUGGCACACAGUCCUGGCUGCCCAGAAUCACACCUCCAAAUCCCCGCUCACAGCCCUUCAGAGGUAGAGGACCAAGACUAGAAUGAACUCAGAACUGUCGGGGAAGGUGGCUAUUAUCAGACAGAAGCUGUCGGACAGGAACAGAAACAUGGCAUCUCAAAAAGCUCACCCUUUGGGGAGCCCAAGCUACACCUCCCCCCAUUCCCAUUUUAUUCUCUGCCUUGCUGGCUCCCUUCCUGUGUCUCAGGCCACCCGCUCACGAGCCACACCACAGCUCCUACAAGUCAAGGAGCAGCUGAUCUUCCUGCCCCCAAAAACCCCCAGUGGCCUUUGCCCACCCACGAUGCUUCCUUGCUUGGGGUGCAAGUGACAAGUCACUCCUAGAGCCAGAUGCUGCUAUAUGCUCCCAAACUAGCACACAGACAAAGCGCUUUCAUUCAAGGAAGUCACUAACUGCCUUGAUUUCUCAUCAAAAUCAUAGAGAUCAUAGAACAGAGAGGCUUAAAAGAUCCAAAGGAGAAAAUACAUAGUGCCUGUCCUCAAGGUGGCACUACAAGACCCCAAAUACCUGGAGGAGUGCAGCCCACAUUCUGUUUUUGUCUACACCAGAUUACCAGACAAGUCGCUCAAGGAUUUGCACAUCAUAUCUAGGCCCGCAGGCUCUAGGCACCAACCCCCCAGCCGCCCCUGGGAGUCUGCAUCUUUUGGAGCUAUGGACAGCAGUGGGAAGUUAGCCAAACACAAUGUGCCAAGUUAUGGAAAAUAUGUGGAGAAUGGGGAGUGGCCUCCCAAAUUCACAGUGAGGUCUAUCUACUUGGCACCAGCACCAGACGGUUCAGCAUGGACUUUUUUUUUGGACAAAGCCACAGUUCACACACCCCUCUUUCCAAGCUCACCUUGACUGACAUGGGACCAUCCUUUCCCCUUUGGCCCCCGAGAACGUGGGCCAUGCCCUAGAGAGCUCCGGCGGGCUUAGCCUGCACUCCACCAAGCAAUAACUAUUGACACGCCCCUACCCCAAGCCUGCUAACAUGUGGCUGUCCACAGGUCACCAUGGCAGGAGGGGGGAGCGCUGCCCUUCAGAGGCACUCUCUCCAAGGUCAGAGCUUCAAUCCUGAGGACAGUGGUCACAGGGCCCAAGAACUUUUAGAUGAGAAAAUGUCCUAAAUCCAGACCUUUACCCACUGCCCAGAGUGACAUGUGCCAAAGUUGAAGAAUGUCGGUCCCUUUCUACUUCAGCUGCUUCAGAGAGAUAAGGGACAAUGGAUCUGUAAGCCACCCACCACACACCUGCAGCACACCCUCCUAUGGGGCCCCCCGGCCCACAUUCCCCCUUUCCCCCAGCCCCCCUCACCCCCAGCUGCUCAUGCUUUCCGAAGGCCAUGUGAAAUGAUCUAAAGGCAGAACUGGGCAUGGAGUCUUGCUCGAGUGGUCACAAACAUUGCUUCAUGUUAUAGUGUAGCUGAAAGACCCUCAAGAUACGAAGUCACAUACACAUCAUUUGCCCCCUUAAGAGUCUCAUCCUCCCCCACCUCAGAAAACCUUCAGAUCUCUUAUGUCAAGACAGAUUACCCUAUUUCAAGCAGUUGUGUAGACUCCAAAAUAUAUUUUCUGCCGUAUCACCAGUAUUUCUCAAAAGGCCGCCUAUAAUUACUAUACAUGUGAAUUUUUCCUUAUUUAUAAAAUAUAUAUAAAUUAUUUUUAAUACAUCAACUUUAGUAGAAAUUUGUACCAACACAGUAACUGUACGUGGCAUUUGAAAUAAGUUUGUGUUUCCUUUGACAUAUUACACGAUAUUGAACACAGAACACACCAUGUAUUUGCAGUACCACUUGAUAUAAAGACAAUUCACAAAUUAUCACAAAAGUAUUGUCAUUGUAAAUGCUCUUUUUCUGAGGAUUUUACAAUAAAACUUGAGAAAAGUUA
This is a messenger RNA of Manis pentadactyla (Chinese pangolin), 8528 nucleotides long. It is a transcript of the gene FSTL4, whose product is annotated as follistatin like 4. Gene Ontology annotation, biological process: multicellular organism development; regulation of BMP signaling pathway; cell differentiation. Bases 421 to 2949 code for a protein of 842 amino acids. Lineage: Eukaryota; Metazoa; Chordata; Mammalia; Pholidota; Manidae. The transcript is spliced from 16 exons. The record is from RefSeq and is a predicted model, not a curated record. Gene Ontology annotation, molecular function: protein binding; calcium ion binding.